Molecule: messenger RNA, 1940 nt
Organism: Schizophyllum commune H4-8
Lineage: Eukaryota; Fungi; Basidiomycota; Agaricomycetes; Agaricales; Schizophyllaceae
Product: Nop-domain-containing protein
Exons: 4
Coding region: 56-1684 (542 amino acids)
Cellular component (GO): box C/D methylation guide snoRNP complex; small-subunit processome
Molecular function (GO): snoRNA binding
Source: RefSeq, a predicted model, not a curated record
CACGGCUGCACUCAUUAUUCUUCGCCUUUUAACCCCUUCGUCGUUGUCGGCGGCGAUGUCGAAGGCAAACACCCACGUUCUCUACGAGUCAGCCUCCGGCUAUGCGAUCUUCGACGUCAAGCUCGCCGAGGAUGUCGGACUCAAGACGCAGGCCAUGCAGGAGUCUAUCGCCGACCUGGGCAAGUUUGGCAAGAUGGUCUCCUUGAAGAGCUUCGUGCCCUUCAAGAGCGCUGCGCAAGCGUUGGAGAACGCGAACGACAUCUCAGAGGGCAUCGUCAACGAGCACUUGAAGAACGUCCUCGAGAUGAACCUCGGCAAGCCGACGAAGAAGAACCCCAUCCUGCUCGCCGUCAGCGACAAAAACCUGGCAGGUGCCAUCCGCGACGCUACCGGCAUUCCAUGCCAGGUCUCCGAGCAGGGGGACGACCUCCUCCGCGGCAUCCGCUUGCACGCUGGCAAGCUCCUCAAGGGCCUUCAGCAGGACGACCUCACCAAGGCCCAGCUCGGCCUCGGGCACUCCUACUCGCGCGCCAAGCUAAAGUUCAACGUGAACCGGAUCGACAACAUGAUCAUCCAGGCGAUCGCGCUCCUCGACCAGCUCGACAAGGACGUGAACCUGUUCUCGAUGCGCGUCCGCGAGUGGUACGGCUACCACUUCCCGGAGCUCGUCCGCAUCGUGCCCGACAACUACAACUACGCGCGCGCGGCGCAGUUUAUCAAGAACAAGGAGGAGCUGACGGAGGAGUCUCUCCCCGAGCUCGCCGAGAUCCUCGACAACGAUUCCACUGCCGCGCAGAACGUUCUCGACGCCGCGCGCGGGUCCAUGGGUGCAGCACUUUCCCCCAUUGACAUGCUCAACGUCACCAUGCUCGCCACCCGCGUCGUCUCCCUCACCGACUACCGCAAGUCCCUCAUUUCCUACCUCUCCGAGAAGAUGAAUCAGGUCGCGCCGAGCUUGACCGCCCUCCUCGGCGAGCGCAUCGGCGCACGGCUCAUCAGCCACGCCGGCAGCCUGACGAACUUGAGCAAGUACCCGGCAUCGACGGUGCAGAUUUUGGGCGCGGAGAAGGCACUGUUCCGCGCGCUCAAGACGAAGGGCAACACGCCCAAGUACGGCUUGAUCUACCACUCGUCCUUCAUUGGUCGCGCCGGCCCGAAGCACAAGGGUCGCAUAUCACGAUUCCUCGCGAACAAGUGCUCUAUUGCGUCGCGUAUCGACUGCUACACCGACAACCCCACCCCCAAGUUCGGCGAGGCCCUCCGCAAUCAGGUCGAGGAGCGCCUGAACUUCUUCGCCACUGGCGAGCCUCCAACGAAGAAUGCCGAGGCGCUCCGCAAGGUGCUCGCCGAGGUCGGCAUGGACAUCGACGAGGACGAUGAGGACGACAAGGAGAACGGGGACAUGGAUGUUGAUGGCCCCGCCCUCACCACGCUCGAGGCGACGCCUUCGAAGAAGGAGUCCAAGAAGAAGAACAAGCGGAAGGCGGAUGCGAUGGACGUCGACGAGGACGACGAGCCCGCCGAGAAGAAGGUGAAGCUGUCGAAGGAGGAGAAGAAGGCGCUCAAGAAAGAGAAGAAGAAGAAGGCGAAGGAGGCCUCGGCGGGCGGGGAGGACGCAAAAGCGGACAAGAAGGAGAAGAAGGCGAAGAAGGAGAAGAAGGAGAAAAAGAAGAAAGAGGCAUGAUUGUGCCGCUUUUGGUGUGCGGCGCUGUCGGUGUGCGGCACUAUCAGUGGCCGUUGCUCUGUCUGCAGUCGCUGCGCUACUUCGCGUUGCCGCCUUCGUGCAUGCCGCUGCCCUCGCGCGACACCUGUUCCUCCCUUUUUCGCUCUGUACUCUGCUGUCGUCUCUUUCACUGUGUCCUGUCUCUGUAUCUCUGGUCCUACAUUUAUUGGCAUGUAUAUAAUGUGCUCUAGCUUGCAUUCUCGUGCCCCAUCGUGUC